AACAAUGCAGCGAGACAAAACCGGAAGCUCUGGCGGCGGAGAUAAAGCGGACCGCGAGACGGCCAUCAUGUCCAAGUACUACGAUGGCGUCGAGUUCCCUUUCUGUGACGAGUUCUCUAAGUAUGAAAAGCUCGCCAAGAUCGGCCAAGGCACAUUUGGGGAGGUUUUCAAGGCCAAACACAGACAGACUGGAAAGAAGGUAGCCCUGAAGAAGGUGCUAAUGGAAAAUGAGAAAGAAGGGUUUCCUAUCACAGCACUGAGGGAGAUCAAGAUUCUGCAGCUUUUGAAGCAUGAGAAUGUUGUAAAUCUUAUUGAGAUUUGCAGAACCAAAGCUACCCAGUUUAACCGCUACAAGGGAAGCAUCUACCUGGUGUUUGAUUUUUGCGAGCAUGAUCUGGCUGGCCUGCUUAGCAAUGCCAACGUUAAAUUCACUCUGUCAGAGAUUAAGAAGGUCAUGCAAAUGCUGCUGAACGGCUUGUACUACAUCCACAGGAACAAGAUCCUACACAGAGACAUGAAGGCGGCAAAUGUGCUGAUCACAAGAGACGGUGUGCUGAAGCUAGCUGACUUCGGCCUGGCACGAGCCUUUAGUCUGGCAAAGAACAGCCAGGGAAACCGAUACACAAACCGUGUAGUGACUCUAUGGUACAGACCUCCAGAGCUACUGCUGGGAGAACGAGACUACGGACCUCCGAUUGAUCUCUGGGGUGCGGGGUGUAUCAUGGCUGAAAUGUGGACCAGGAGCCCCAUUAUGCAGGGCAACACUGAACAGCAUCAACUCACUCUCAUCAGCCAGCUGUGUGGAUCCAUUACUGCAGAGGUGUGGCCAGGCGUCGACAAGAAAUAUGAGCUGUACCAGAAGAUGGAGCUUCCUAAAGGUCAAAAGCGGAAAGUCAAAGAGCGUCUGAAGGCAUACGUCAAAGACCCGUAUGCUCUCGAUCUGAUCGAUAAGUUGCUUGUGCUGGAUCCGGCGCAGCGAGUGGACAGCGACGACGCUCUCAACCAUGACUUUUUCUGGUCUGACCCCAUGCCCUCAGACCUCAAGCACAUGCUUUCCACACACAACACGUCCAUGUUCGAAUACCUGGCACCACCUCGACGACGCGGACACAUGCCCCAGCAGCCGGCCAAUCAAAACCGCAAUCCGGCCACAGCCACACAGCCCGAGUUUGACCGUGUUUUCUGAUCAGCUGGUGAUAGACUUCUAAUGACCUGUGUCUCUAGUGUGAUACUUGUUGUUCAGACUUAAACAGGUUUUUCCUCUCAUUCUCGGGUAAGAAUAAGAAGGAAGAUUUAAGUGCAAGUAUACAUCACAUUAAAGUGAUAUAUGGAAAAUAAGUUUAUAAUUAUUAGGCUAAAUGUGUUUGCUGAAUUAGUUAGAAUCUGUUUAGAUUGUUUUGUUUAUUUUGGGCAUAUGGAGGCAGCAUGGUCAAAAUUAAAUCAGAUUCUGGUCACCUCUGGUUUGUAUGCAGGUUAAUUUGCAUUGUUGAUGUGUUGCAUUUACAGUGGCUCAUCGGUUGACGCACCUCCUCUAGCUGGUAGUCCGUUUGGUUGUAAUGAAUAAUAAGCCUUCAUUUGUAAACCCUUUAGCAAAUUAGUUAAACCCUUGUAGACACCAAGUUCACUGUGCCACAAAAAUCACUUUACAGAUAUUUGAGAUCUUUAUCAUACAGAACAGUAUUCAGCAAGGCAAAAAUGUCUUUAAUUAUGACAAUCUUUAACACCAGUAUUCCUGACCUUGUUCUGAUUAAAUUUUAUCUACAUUUGAUGUUUUUUUUAUUUUUUAUUUUAUUAAACCCAGCUUGUAAUGUUUAGAUUGACAGUGUGUAGGUGUUUUUGAAGCAAUUUACACCCUGUGAUCGCUCCAUGAUACAAUUUUACUGUUUUAUUUAUUCACUUUUGUACAAUAAUGUAUUGGUUUCUGAGGCAAUUGUGAUUAUUCGACCAAUAAACCUCUAAACCUAU
This is a messenger RNA of Trichomycterus rosablanca, 1965 nucleotides long. It is a transcript of the gene cdk9, whose product is annotated as cyclin-dependent kinase 9 (CDC2-related kinase). The record is from RefSeq and is a predicted model, not a curated record. Gene Ontology annotation, cellular component: cyclin/CDK positive transcription elongation factor complex; nucleus. Lineage: Eukaryota; Metazoa; Chordata; Actinopteri; Siluriformes; Trichomycteridae. The transcript has 8 exons. Gene Ontology annotation, biological process: protein phosphorylation; positive regulation of transcription elongation by RNA polymerase II. The coding region runs from base 5 to 1186 and encodes 393 amino acids. Gene Ontology annotation, molecular function: RNA polymerase II CTD heptapeptide repeat kinase activity; cyclin binding; ATP binding.